AUGUCUGCCAAAUCCAUCCUCGAAGCCGACGGCAAGGCCAUCCUCAACUACCACCUCACUCGAGCUCCUGUCAUCAAGCCCUCGCCUCUGCCAAAACCAUCAACACACAACCCUCCUCCAAAGCUCGCCUCGCUCUACUUCCCUGAGGAUGCUGAGGUUUCUGCCAUUCUCGACCAGGCCGAGGUCACAUAUCCAUGGCUCCUCGCUCCCGGUGCGAAGUUCGUUGCGAAGCCCGAUCAACUCAUCAAGCGACGAGGCAAGAGCGGUCUCCUUGCCUUGAACAAGACAUGGCCAGAGGCGAAGGCCUGGAUUGCUGCGCGAGCUGGCAAGCCUCAGAAGGUGGAGACUGUUGUCGGUGUUCUGAGACAAUUCUUGGUCGAGCCAUUCGUGCCUCACCCAGAGGGAACCGAAUAUUAUAUCAACAUCAACUCCCAAAGAGAGGGUGAUUGGAUUCUCUUUACACAUGAGGGAGGUGUCGAUGUUGGCGAUGUCGAUGCGAAAGCCGAAAAGCUUCUGGUCCCAGUCGAUCUUGCGGAAUACCCAUCCAACCAAGAGAUCGCCUCAACUCUCCUGAAGAAGGUUCCUAAGGGCGUUCAUAAUGUCCUCGUGGACUUCAUCACGAGACUCUACGCUGUCUACGUUGACUGCCAGUUCACAUACCUCGAGAUCAACCCCUUAGUGGUUAUCCCCAACGCUGACGCUACGUCUGCUGAUGUCCACUUCCUGGAUCUGGCUGCCAAGCUUGACCAGACGGCUGAGUUCGAGUGUGGUGUUAAGUGGGCAGUCGCACGCUCACCUGCUGCUCUCGGCAUGGCCGCUGUCAAGAACAAUGAUGGCAAGGUCAACAUCGAUGCUGGCCCACCUAUGGAGUUCCCGGCUCCUUUCGGUCGCGAGCUGAGCAAAGAAGAGGCCUACAUUGCUGAACUCGAUGCCAAGACUGGUGCUUCGCUCAAGCUGACCAUCCUGAACCCCAACGGCCGUGUAUGGACCUUGGUUGCCGGUGGUGGUGCCUCAGUCGUGUAUGCCGAUGCCAUUGCCAGCAGUGGUUUCGCCGACGAGCUUGCCAACUAUGGUGAGUACUCUGGUGCUCCCACGGAGACCCAGACCUUCCACUAUGCCCGUACCGUCCUGGACCUCAUGCUCCGCUCUCCCAUCCGGCCCGAGGGCAAGGUCCUGUUCAUCGGUGGUGGUAUUGCCAACUUCACCAACGUCGCUUCCACCUUCAAGGGAGUCAUUCGAGCUCUGCGUGAGUUCAGCGGUCAAUUGAUCGAGCACAAGGUCCAGAUCUGGAACAUCAAGUCCGUGGGACAAGAGUUGAAGCUGGACAUGCACGUGUAUGGUCCCGAGAUGCACGUCAGUGGGAUUGUUCCUCUGGCCCUCAUCCCCGGCCGCUUGGCGGCAAGCAAGGUGGAGGAGUUCAAGGGUUAA
Messenger RNA from Amorphotheca resinae ATCC 22711, 1428 nucleotides. RefSeq lists its product as hypothetical. Lineage: Eukaryota; Fungi; Ascomycota; Leotiomycetes; Helotiales; Amorphothecaceae. The coding region runs from base 1 to 1428 and encodes 475 amino acids. The transcript is spliced from 3 exons. The record is from RefSeq and is a predicted model, not a curated record.